AUCUACUCUCAAAGAAACAAUAAUAAUGUACACCGAUCUUGGGAAAAUAGCGCUGUCGCGCAUCGCAAAAAUUCGACAAAAAUAUUACAGAAGCCCGCGUUCUCUCCGCGGUUAAUAAACCGGAUUAUUUACAUUGUGUGGAAGAUCAAGAACGGAAAAAAAAAUCUUGCGGUGGAGAAAGAUGGAGCGACGCACAAGUGGAGAUCGGAAAAGGAAACAAAUUUAAAAGGACGACCUUGAGAUUCGAUAGAACCAGAUAUACGUCAUAUCGUGAGAAGGACAGAAAACAGGAAGCAGCGUGUUCGGCGAGAGAGAUUCGCGUGUGUUGCACGUAGCGAGUGCGAAGAGAGAGAGAGAGAGAGAGGGAUAGAGCAAGUAAGAAGCGGACGCGCGCGCGCGCGCACGUGAACUCGUGCUCGUGUAUGACAUAUACAUCGCGCAUCUCCUCGAGGUGUCUUGAUCGCACCCGCAGGGUGUAUGUGUGUAUUUUUUUCGCGGUGUCACGUCACGUUUUUCAGUUGGAGAAGUUGCCCCGGUGAUUUUCGGUGAAAAGCCGGAACGAUCCACUUGGAGAGUGUAGUGUAUUCUCUUCUCUCGACGACAAACGUUCUCGCAUCGACUCGUCAUCGUCCGAGGGAACGACGCGUCGUCGAUCAUCAUUGCGACCGUUACGACGGAGGAGGAGCGAGAAAAUGGCCGACAAUUGGACGCAGAGUGUUGUUUGCCGAUACUUCAAAAAUGGUGCUUGUCGCGAGGGAAACAACUGUCGAUAUCGACAUGUACAAGCGACUAGGAACGACACAAAUGUCAACGAGACAAUGACAAUUCCGAGUAACAGCCUUGCCUGCAAUGUUGCUUGUCGCUUCUUCAAACAUGGCUUAUGUAAAUUUGGCAAUCAUUGCCGCUUUCGCCAUAAUUCAGGUACUGCGGAUAGCGAUGUUGUGCAAACUAAUGCGAUAGAAAAUUCUGCCUCGGGUCAUACAGCAAACUCUUCGAAAAAUAAACAAACUGAUAAACGUACUGCUGAAGAUUGGGUAAAAGCACCUGAGUUUAUACCUACAGCUGUAUCUCCAGUUGCUGGAUCAUCUUCUACAGAUGGAACAUCUGCUUCGGGAACAUCAACGAGUACAUCAAAGCCAGUUUCGUAUGCUCAAGCUGUUAAUCCAUCUGGUCAAGCUUCGAAUCCCUCUUUAGAACCUUUGUGUCCAUAUGCAGAAGCAACUGGAAUCUGUAGAAAUACAAAUUGCACAUAUCUUCACGGUGAUAUUUGCGAGUUCUGCAGCCGCUGCGCCCUUCACCCACACAAUGAAGAAUUAAGGAAGAAACAUACAAAUGCAUGUGUGAAACAGCACGAAGUAGAUAUGGAAUUAUCUUUUGCUAUCCAACGCAGCAAAGAGAAAUCUUGUGGCGUUUGUUUCGAAACAAUAAUGGAGAAGUCGUCGCGAGAACAAAGGUUCGGUAUAUUGCCGAAUUGCAAUCAUUGUUUCUGUUUAACUUGCAUCAGAAAGUGGCGUCAAGCAAAACAGUUCGACAAUAAAAUUAUAAGGGCAUGCCCGGAAUGUCGUAUUCCCUCGGACUUUGUUUGUCCUAGUAUGUACUGGGUGGACACAAAAGAAGAGAAGGAAAAAUUAAUAAGGGAUUAUAAAGGCGCUUUGAGUACCAAAGAUUGCAAGUACUUUAACAAGGGUCGCGGCAAGUGUCCGUUUGGUAAUAAAUGUUUCUAUCUUCACGCACUUCCCGAUGGGACUAAAAAAGACGUGGGCCCACCUGUUCGACAGAGGCGCAAUACUGCUGAUGCUGAUAUCGACAUCUUGCAUCAACUGAUCUUAUGGGAUUUCCUCGAUGAAAGGGACGAUCGUUGGAUGUAUCUCGAUUUAGAAGAUAUCCCUUUCUUCUCAGAUUCCGACGAUUCCGAUUGGUCCGAUUAUGAGUUGUCGUUCGAUUAAGCAAGCAAAACUAUUCGAUCGACGCGAAACUGCCUUGAUAUCGCUGUUGUCAUUGCUACUCUGUUGCUACGUCGAUGCACACUUCCUUUACUAUUUACGCGCGGCUUUAGCAACUAAGAAAAUAUUAAAUAAUUAGCAAAUAAUUUGAAUAAUUAAUUCGAAGACGUUCUAGUGCUACGUAGAAGAAAAAAGAGAAAAUAAGAAAAAAUGUGCGCACUUUCCUAAAAUGA
This is a messenger RNA of Nylanderia fulva, 2176 nucleotides long. RefSeq names its product putative E3 ubiquitin-protein ligase makorin-1. The record is from RefSeq and is a predicted model, not a curated record. Lineage: Eukaryota; Metazoa; Arthropoda; Insecta; Hymenoptera; Formicidae. Gene Ontology annotation, biological process: protein polyubiquitination. Gene Ontology annotation, molecular function: ubiquitin protein ligase activity; metal ion binding.